Momordica charantia (bitter melon) is the source of this 830-nucleotide messenger RNA. Its product is annotated as Disease resistance-responsive (dirigent-like protein) family protein. NCBI's taxonomy places the organism in Eukaryota, Viridiplantae, Streptophyta, Magnoliopsida, Cucurbitales, Cucurbitaceae. The record is from RefSeq and is a predicted model, not a curated record.
GUGAAUCCGCGUUGUCAUUUGCUUUCCAGUUCAAUAAAAAUCUGCUACGUUAUGAGACUUCAUUAACAUUCCUAAUCAGCAGAAAUAUAAAAAUCGCUAGAAUCAUCUUUUUCAAUCACACAGUAUAAGAAUCAAGAACCAACCCUAAUUAAAAUGGUCAAUUUCAGGACCUGAUAAUCAAUCCUCUAUCAGAGAAAUAAAAAAGAACAUGGAAAUGACCAGGCUAUUGGUCGGGUUACUGAUACUCUUCGUCGCCGCCAUAUCUGCCCGUUCCGAGUAUUUCUCCGAAACUGUGCCGCGCGUCCAGUUAACGGAGAAGGUAACCCAUCUUCAUUUCUACCUUUUCGACAUCCUGAGCGGCGAGAGACCCAGCGCGGUCGAGGUGGCGCACUCAAACGUCACCAUCGGCGACCAGUCGGCGACUCCAUUCGGCAGCGUCUACGCCGUCGACGACCCGCUCCUGGAGGGACCCGACCCGAGUUCAAAAGUGAUCGGAAACGCGCGGGGGCUGUACGUGUCGGCAAGUGAAGGGCGAGAUUUGUGCUUGGUGAUGUACAUCGAUUAUGGCUUCACCGCCGGCAAGUAUAAGGGGAGCUCGAUCAGCGUGUUUUCGAGGAAUCCGGUGACGGAGCCACGAAGGGAGGUGGCGGUUGUCGGCGGGAGAGGGAAAUUUAGGAUGGCUAGAGGAUUUGCGAAGCUGAGGACCCAUUACUUGAACGUCACUAAUGGCGAUGCCAUCAUAGAGUAUAAGGUUACUGUGUAUCAUUACUGAGAUGUGGAGAAGAAUGAUAGCUGGUUUGCUAAUAAGAUUGUCAAAUUAUUGAUGGAUA